Molecule: messenger RNA, 2394 nt
Organism: Cucurbita maxima (winter squash)
Lineage: Eukaryota; Viridiplantae; Streptophyta; Magnoliopsida; Cucurbitales; Cucurbitaceae
Exons: 10
Coding region: 703-2028 (441 amino acids)
Cellular component (GO): cytoplasm
Source: RefSeq, a predicted model, not a curated record
UCCAAUUCUCAAAAAAUUUCCAUCAAUAUUAAAAUUUCCCGUCGGAUUACGAACAUCAAAUCCAAAAGAAAACAAACCCAUUUUUUCAAUCUUCCUUUUAAGAAUUGAAUUUAAUCAAAAUUUCCUAAUUUCUUUUUUGCUUCUCGUUGUACGCGUUUGCAAAAGCCGAAGCUUAAUAAGAGAGAACCCAUACAGUGUUUUUAGUCUCUCUCCCUCUCUCGCGCGCGCUCUGAGAGAAGAAGGUUCUGUUCAUGUUCCUCUUCUUGAUAGCAAACUAUUUCUCUCUGUCUUCAUUCUCUGUUCUUAUACAGAUUCUUUGUUUAUCUUCACUCCACAUUUUGUCUUCUUCAAUUCCCAGAAUUUGUCUCCACCUCUUGAAAUUAUGGUGGGUUUUGGCUCAUAAUGCUUCUGCGCUCAAGUUAGGGUUCGUCCCAAAUUUUGAUUUCGAUCUUCGAGCUGAUUGUGAGGAUAUCUCUUUGCUGCGGGUAUCACGCAUGACACAGGAGUGUAUCAGAUGGCUAUUGUAUUGUAGCAUGAGGAGAGUUUAUAAUUUCAAGUUAUUACAUGUUAAAACAAGGAACUAGUAUAACUCAUGCGGUUCCUUGUUUAUUGCAAUCGUUAGAAAGCUUUUGCCGAUAUUGCUGUCGGUUCGUUCGUCUCACGAUCUCGAACAAUAGUUAAAUUCAACGAAAUUCUUAUUUCAUGGGUAAUAAGCUCGGAAGGCGGAGACAAAUGGUUGAUGAGAAGUAUACAAGGCCUCAAGGGCUUUACAACCAUAAAGAAGUGGAUCAUAAGAAACUUAGGAAACUCAUACUUGAAUCAAAGCUCGCUCCAUGUUAUCCGGGAGAUGAAGAAUCCGCGUCUGAUCUUGAAGAAUGCCCCAUAUGCUUUCUGUAUUAUCCAAGUCUCAAUCGAUCGAGAUGUUGCAUGAAAAGCAUUUGUACAGAAUGUUUUCUACAGAUGAAAGUUCCGAAUUCCACCCGGCCUACACAGUGCCCCUUUUGCAAAACCUCGAAUUAUGCUGUGGAGUAUAGAGGUGUGAAAUCAAAAGAAGAGAAGAGCUUGGAGCAAAUUGAAGAACAGCGUGUUAUAGAAGCAAAGAUUAGAAUACGACAGCAGGAACUUCAGGAUGAUGAGGAAAGAAUGCAGAAAAGACUUGAAUUAAGUACCUCAAAUGCCGGUACUAAUGUCGAGGACGGUGAAGACAGCCCUGCAGCUGUUCCAUCUUCUCAAUCUCCUGCCGAAGAUGAGGAAACGGUUAGCUUGCAAGAUUCUUGUAUGACCCAAAUCAGAUCGCCACCGCCUCCUAUUCCUAUUAGAAGCAACAGAACUUUCAGGGAUGAUGAAUUUGACCUCGAUCUUGAGGACAUAAUGGUCAUGGAAGCAAUCUGGCUCUCGAUUCAGGAGAAAGGAAGGCAUAAAGAUCCAGUGUACGCUGAGGCUGCUUCUUCUGAUCAAUAUGCUGCAACAGAAGGUCGAUAUAUCUCUCCAGCCGCCAUUCCGUUAGCUGGAACAUCAUCGUCGUCCCCGUCUGGAGGUCUUGCUUGUGCCAUAGCUGCUCUUGCAGAGCAGCAGCAGAUGGGUAGAGGACCGUCACCCACUUGCACGAAUGGAGAUUCACCCGUCUUCAACAUGCUUCCUGGAGCCACGGAAUUCUACAGCAGGAUGAACGCCAAUGAAGAAAACUAUCCACCCGCGCAAGUCUCGAUCAACUCAGAAAGUUAUGCACCUGCACAAGUUUCAAUCGACACGGUACCAGACUGUAGGAUGAUGUUAACAAGAAAUGAGGGAGAGUGGAAUCUUGAUCAUCAAUCAGAAGAAGCUGAAGCUGGGACGAGCUACCCGACAUCGGAUUCAACCAAAGACAAUGGUACUGAACCGACAGCCAAUGCUAUGGAUGGUGGAAACCAAGCGACAAUGCCGAUCAUUCCUCAGAAUUUUGAAGAGCAGAUGAUGCUCGCCAUGGCUGUUUCUCUAGCAGAGGCUCGAGAAGUGUGUACUGGACCAGGUCAUUCCUGGCAGCAGUGACUCUGAUCAUAUCUAAACUCGAACAUUCGGAUGUAGCCAAUAUAAACAUAGCUGAGCUACAAGCUAGAGAAUGCACACAAGGAGUGGCAUGAUGUUUGGUCAAAAGUGAAGGUAGCAACUCCUCUCCGCUCGGCCCCUCGCGUGAAAAACGAAAAAAAAAAAAAAAAGGAAUCAAAUUCUUUUAGUGAGUUAAAAAUUUGGUGGUUCAUUCAAGUUCAUGCUUGGAAAUAUUUCCUAUUUUUUUUUUUUUCAAUGAUUGAAAUCUUGUUUCAGUUUAUAAUGUUGUAUGGUCUCUAUAUGUAAAGUAUGUCUCCCAGAUCCAUUCACGUUAUGACAAUCCUUGCCUAUCAAAUGCUUCUUCUUAUU